This is a messenger RNA of Salvelinus namaycush (lake trout), 4250 nucleotides long. RefSeq names its product zinc finger and SCAN domain-containing protein 12-like. Gene Ontology annotation, molecular function: RNA polymerase II cis-regulatory region sequence-specific DNA binding; DNA-binding transcription factor activity, RNA polymerase II-specific. Lineage: Eukaryota; Metazoa; Chordata; Actinopteri; Salmoniformes; Salmonidae. Gene Ontology annotation, cellular component: nucleus. The transcript is spliced from 3 exons. Gene Ontology annotation, biological process: regulation of transcription by RNA polymerase II. Bases 1 to 1722 code for a protein of 573 amino acids. The record is from RefSeq and is a predicted model, not a curated record.
AUGGCUAACUGUAUGGGUUUUCACACUCAAAUAGCCUCCAUCAUGGAGGUGCUAGCGAAUGCAGCAGUGUCAGAGAUCUGUAAACUCGUAGACGACGACUAUGCAGUUUUUCGUUUAGAAAUAACUCAAAGCCAGAAAGAAAACAGGGGAUUGCGGAGGAAACUACAGCUACAGGAACUGAAGGUGGCACGGGAGCGUGCAGAGAGGACAAUACGAGAGCGCGUCCUCGCCAGUCGUCCCAGUAGUGUCAAGAUCCUUGACGGAUACAGAGGAAUGGCAAGAGGUGAAGGACAUCUCACUGGAGGCCAUAGGAGCUUUCUGAAGCCAGUGGGACACGAUACAUGGAAAGAUGACCAACCAAUCACUGUUGAUGAGGGGAGUGGAACCUCAACCCAGCAUGUUAUUGUGAUAGAGUCUGCAGAUACAGAGGCUGCAGGUCCUGAAGGAUUGUCUCUGGUCAAGCAGGAGAAGACUGAAGGAGAGGAGGACCCACAGCACAGCAGAGACAUCCAGACUGGAGUGGCUGUAGCACCCCCUGUAGCUACAGAGGACCCCACCAACGCCCCAGCGCAGCCCAGGACUCAACGCAGCAUCAUGGAGGUCAGUGGAACGCUGAACUCCGUCCUCAAUUCCGAGACAGACACCAAGACUUUAACUGUAACACACAGGCUUUUACACACAGGAUCUGACCACAGACCAGACCCAAAGAGACUUGGGCUGUGGAGACUGGGCUGUCCUCCUGCUCCCGGCUCAGACUAUGUACCGGUAUUUCACCAGAACGAGAGGACGGUUCAUUCCCGUGAGGAUGGUGAUGGUGACGCGUUAGACACUGGCAGUAAUGAUCCGUCUUGUUCUUACGCUACAGAGAUGGACCCUGGCAACAUGCCCUUGGGUUUAGAGACACAGACUGAUCUGUCUAGAGGGGACUGGAACCAGUACAGUAGUAGUGUAUACUCUGAAGGGUGCCAAGAUAAGAAAGUGGAGGGUCUGGUUGUAGAGGAAGUGACUGUGAAAGUGGAGGGUGACAUUUCUCCCACAUGGAAUGCAGAUAGUCACUUAGGAGACGGACACUCACAGGGAAGAUAUUUCUUAGAUUACAGGGAAAGCUUAGAGAAAAAUCCAAAUGUCGCAACCCACUCGCCUUCAUACGCGUUCGGGGACCGUGACCCAGUGUCCACCUCGAUGGGGCCUUCCGAUUCACACAGCCGCAUCCUUUUCGAUCAGGUAUUGCACUCAAACGACAAUGCUAGAGCCCAGGCUCGGGGAGGGGGAGAAACAUCAGGCAAUAGUAAAGAGAAACGGUUCCUCUGCAUGUUCUGUAACAAAGGCUUCAGCAGCCCUCAGAGUGUGGAGAUCCACCAGAGGGUCCACAGAGGGGUUAAACCCUUCAGCUGUACCCAGUGUCACAUGCGCUUCAGCCAGUCUAGUGACCUGAAGAGGCACCAGAGGGUCCACAGAGGGGUGAAACCCUUCAGCUGUACACAGUGUCUAAUGCGGUUCACCCAGUCUAGUGACCUGAAGAGGCAUCAGAGGGUCCAUACAGGGGAGAAACCCUUCAGCUGCCCCCAGUGUGACAUGCGCUUCACCCAGGCUGGCAGCCUGAAGAGGCACCUGAAGGUCCACACAGGAGAAAGGCCGUUCGCCUGUCCGCACUGCGGGAAGAGGUUCUCAGAGAGGAGAUACCUUAGGAUACACCAGCAGAAAAACCAUUCCACUCUAUAAACUAGAAACCAUUGCAUGUUAUAGCGUAUUACGUUUCGAUCAAACCCUGCGUUGUCAGCAGAAAAGAUCCACAGAUGCAUUUGGAGUAGAGAAAGUAACACAUUUCAGUGUUGAAUAUUCCUGGUUUGAAUAUUGCAUCUGACAACUUGAAGGAAAAAUUUGUGAGGAUGGUAGCGGCCUAUAUGGCCACUCCUAUUUGCCAUCUCUUCAGUAUAAGCCUACAGGAAAGUAAUUGUCCUCAGGCCUGGAGGGAAGCAAAAGUCAUUCCGCUACCCAAGAAUAGCAAAGCACCCUUUACAAACUCAAACAGCCGACCAAUCAACCUGCUACCAACCCUUAGUAUACUUCUUGAAAAAAAAUGGUGUUUUACCAGAUACAAUGCUAUUUCACAAUAAACAUAUUAACAACUGACUUUCAGCCUGCUUAUAGGGAAGAGCACUCAACAUGUACAGCACUUACACAAUGAUGAUUGGCUGGAAGAAAUUGAUAAUAAGAAGCUUGUGGGAGAUGUUUUGUUAGACUUCAGUGCAGCUUUUGACAUUAUCGAUCAUAAUUUGCUGCUGGAAAAUGUAUUAUGUCUUUACGUGCCCAUUUUUACCACAUUCUUGCCUGCAUACCCCUUUUAUACCUCCUAUGCGCAUGCCAGAAUGCAGGUGACGAGUGGCAUUAGUGGUAUGCAGAUGCUGGUGGGCGUUUAUUUGAAUAAAUCCAUUGAAUAUACACUUUCAAAAAUAAAUACUUUAUAGUUUUUUUCAGGCAGGUCCUAAGAAACAUAAGACUAAUAAUGUAUUUUCAAAGGGAUAGAAUAGGCCUAGCAUAAAGUGUAAUGAUGUUAUGUACAAAUGAAUUAAGUCAAUAGUUCAUUAUUUUGUUCAUUAAACUCAUGACACACACCUACCCCAUUCAGUCAACACGCUUGUAUUUUAUAGUAAGAAUAAAAUACAAAUAAUAUUUUUCCUACACAACCACUGUCAUAUUAAAAAGUGGUAUUCUGAAAUAGAACUCAAGCACAUGCUUUUUUGAUCCACGUUUCAUCUAUUUCCUAUCCUCACACCACUUUGUUAGGGAGCAGGCCUGGGGUCUUCAUCGUGAUACGAUAGAAAAUAAGAGUCGAGUUCAUAUUUCACAAUCUCCGCAGACUUUUGGAGUUGCCUAUAUGCGAACGAGCAAAAUAUUAGGUCUACACUUGCUACAUUAUACCAUUCAAUAUGUUUCUGAUUUGCUCAGCCAGAAACCAAUUAACCAAAUUGCCUGAGACAAGUCCGUGAAGUCAGGCUUUUGGUCGGGAGUAGGCGUAGACUACUAAACAACUGCGAGUGAAGAGCAAAAUAAUCCACUUGUUGAACUGCAUAUUACAUGCUGACAACAUUUUCUAACAAAUGAGCCAACUAUACAACAUGAUCAUGAGCAGCACUCACCUCAACUUAGCUAACAUUUCCCCAGUGUAAAUUGUAGCCUAACCAAUAUCCAAACGGACAUUCGAUGAAAACAAAAAAUCUGACAUUGAUUGAUUUAUCAAGACGAGUCCCCAUAUUUGUCUCAAAGCAGCACGAUGGCGCUAUCCCAAUCGAAACGGUGCUGAAAUUAUCAUCUAGUUGACCACAUGUGGGUAGGCUAUUGCUUCAAAUGUAUUACCUCGAAUGGAUGACUUUGGGAGUUUCAUCAAGGAACAAUUUGAUACAUGUCUUCAAUUGCAUUAGCCUUAUUUUAUUUAUUCCAUUAUUUUUGUCAUUCAGUGAUAUUUAUUCCCACGGUAGUUCUUUAUGGAUCCAUCCAGUUGCGGUUAAGAAAACAGUGCACACUUAGGCGAGCUAUGCGAAGAGAUGGGCGAGGUGACAUAGAAACUGGCGGGAGGAUGGUUACAGGGCGGUGCCUAGCAACCAUCAAGGGUUUAAGAGCUUAGUGCAUGUCAAUGCCGCCUCAGCGAUACAGCUACGUAUCAUACUAAGCCGUAGGCAGAACUUUACCAAAUUGAUUACUAGGUCGUUAGGUAGAAAUACAAGUUUAGGCUUUGAUACCGGCAAUAUAUAUCAGAUAUAAAGAAAAGGCGGGGGAAAAAGUUGGCGGUAUGGUAAAAAUAGCGGAAAAACAAUAUAUGCAUUCUGAUGACUGAACAGUAAACACGUCAGCUACCACAGCAAGAUAAAUCACUGCAACACUUAAAGAACUGCAGUCAUUUUUAGAAUGGGUGGCAAGUAAUAAGCUUGUACUUAAUAUUUUUUUUAACUAAAAGCAUUGUAUUUUGAACAAACCAUUCACUUGGCAGCAGCUAAUAUCGAUCACUAAUAAAUACAAAUACAUUGUGUGAUAUACACUGAGUGUACAAAACAUUAGGAACACCUUCCUACUAUUGAGUUACACCCCCUUUUGCUCUCAGAACAGCCUCAAUUCGUCGAGGCAUGGACUCAACAAGGUGUCAUAAAGCGUUCAACAGGGAGGCUGGCCCAUGUUGACUCCAAUGCUUCCCAUAGUUGUGUCAAAUUGGCUUGAUGUCCUUUGGGUGGUGGACCAUUCUUGAUACACACAGG